AUGUUCCCUCGUAGCAUCGCUCGCUCGCUGUGGUCGCCCUCAACGCGGCGUGUGGCCCCCGUGGCGGUGGUGGCGCGUGGCGGCUUCCCUGUCAUCACCCGACUCGUCGGUGUGAGGUGUAACUCGACCGACACAAAGGAUGAGAAGAAGGGCGAGGGAAAGGAUGCGGAGACCAACAAAGACGCCAGAAAAGAACUUCCAAAGGAGCCGCCCAAGGACCCCAAGGCUGCCGAAAAGGAAAAGAAUCUCAAGAGGAUCGCCGAGCUCGAAGCCAAAAUCGCAGACUUGACGAAAGAAAUGCAAUACAUGCGUGCCGAUUACCAGACGGCCGUCCGUCGCAUCCAAGAAGGCAAGGCCAAAGCAGGCGACACUGCCAUUGCGGGAUUCGCGCGCGACCUGCUCUCCACCGUGGACGUGUUCAGCAAGGCACUCGCCGACGUCCCUCAGCCCAUUGACCCGGCUACUCCCCUGGCCAACUUUUACGCCGGAAUCGAGCUCACGAAUAAGGCCCUCGUCCAGACGCUGGAGCACUACGAGGUCCACCCGAUGCGCGACGUACUGGGCAGCACGUUUAACCCCAAGAGACACGAAGCGACGGCCCAGGUGGCCCCGGCCGACGCGCCCAAGCGGGCCGACGGGGGCGAACCUGUGCCCGGGGAGAUUGUAGAGGUCUCGAGUGAUGGGUGGAUGAUUAGGAAGACGGUGUUGCGGCCCGCUCAGGUCGUUGUGGUGCAGAUGGAUGGGUGA
This is a messenger RNA of Apiotrichum porosum, 747 nucleotides long. Its product is annotated as Mitochondrial matrix cochaperone. The transcript has 2 exons. Gene Ontology annotation, cellular component: PAM complex, Tim23 associated import motor. Gene Ontology annotation, biological process: protein import into mitochondrial matrix; protein folding. The record is from RefSeq and is a predicted model, not a curated record. Lineage: Eukaryota; Fungi; Basidiomycota; Tremellomycetes; Trichosporonales; Trichosporonaceae. Bases 1 to 747 code for a protein of 248 amino acids. Gene Ontology annotation, molecular function: adenyl-nucleotide exchange factor activity; protein homodimerization activity; protein-folding chaperone binding.